UACAACCAGGAGCAUCUGCACAACUUUUUGCUCUCUUAUCUUUCUUAAUUAACAGAAAAAGCAAGUCAAGUCUGAAUGAAGAAGCACCUUCCGCGUUAUGCUGCUAGUUUUCCUUUCCGAUCACCAUCCGUUGCAGCGGUUCGAUUUAGCGUGAAGAGUCUUGAAUCGUUGGACGGCAAGAGCUCAGCAUCGUUCAAGAACGCCGAACAGAGUGUGUUGUGAAUCGUUGGAGAUCACAGGAGUGGGUGGAUUGUGUUGUCUGAGCAUUCCUCAGGUGAAUUUUGAACGCGGAGCCCAGAAGAUCCGAUAUGGUGGGCGUCUUCCUCAAUUUCUUUUACUGGCUUUGUAGCAUCUGCUCCACCAAUUCUCUCGAGAUGGAAAGAGAAGAACCCACUCCUUCAGCAGAAGAUCCGACGUACGGGGCGUCUUCCUCAUCGACCUCUCCUAGUGCAGGUGACUAUGGAGGUGGAACCAAAAAGACGAAGGGAGAUAAUUACGAAGUGUUCUUGAGCUUUAGAGGGAAAGACACUCGUCAAGGCUUCACCGAUCAUCUCUACACGAGCCUUGUCAAUGCAGGAAUUCGCGUGUUCAGAGACGACAAUGAUCUCCGCGUUGGCGAGGGGAUUGCUGAGGAGCUUCUCUGCAGUAUUACACAGUCCAAGAUCUCGAUCCCGGUUUUCUCGGAGAACUACACUUCUAGCAAAUGGUGCCUUCGCGAGCUAACUCACAUGUUGAAGUGCAAGGAAACCAACGGGCAAUUAGUGUGGCCCGUAUUUUACAAAGUGGCACCCUCACAAGUGCGGCAUCUUACAGGGAGAUUGGGAAAGUCUAUCAAUGCACGGGGAGAGAAAUUGGACGAAAUGGUUGUGAAGGAAUGGGAGAAAGCACUUGAAGAAGUCGGCUCCUUGAAAGGAUGGGAAUCCGAGAAAAUUCAUAAUGGCUUCUUGACAGAUAUUCGAGAAACAUGCGCACGCAAGGGUAUUGAAUGCCUGCAAAAUCAGCUCAUUUACGAUAUACUAAGAAGUACAUAUGAUGUGUCUAAUGCUGAGGAGGGAAUCGCUGUCAUAAGGUCUCGCUUUACAAGUAAGAAAGUCCUCAUUGUACUUGACGAUGUGGCUGAUAAUACUCACUUGAAUUGUUUGGCCGGAGACAGGAGUUGGUUUGAAGCUGGUAGUAUGGUCAUCAUAACAACUAGAAACAAGGGUAUUCUUGAGGAGGCUACGGCAAGCCACAUCUACCAACUCAAAGAGUUGCCUUCGGAUCAAUCGCUGAUUUUGUUUAGUAGAUAUGCUUUUCGAAAGGAUUCUCCUCAGAGCAAUUAUGACAUUAUCUCUGCUGAUGUUGCAUCAACCACUGGGGGGCUUCCCUUAGCACUUAAAGUUAUAGGUUCAUUCUUAUGUGGAAAGAGAAAAGAAGUAUGGAAAGAUACAUUAAAAAAAUUAAAGAAGGUGCCUCACAUAGAAGUGCAAGAGAAGUUGAAGAUAAGUUACGAUGCGUUGGAUUCUGAGGACAAACAGAUAUUUCUGGAUAUUGCAUGUUUUCUUAUUGGAUGGCGUAAACAAAGUCCGACUUAUAUGUGGGAUGCCUGUGAGUUUUUCCCGGCGAAGGGGAUUGAAGUAUUAAGUCUUUUGUCCCUCAUUGAAAUUGACGAAGGCGGAAAGCUAGUAAUGCAUGAUCAAUUAAGAGAUCUUGGAAGGGAGAUUGUUCGUCAAGAAAAUCCAAUGGAGCCUCGGGAGCACAGUAGAUUAUGGAAUUACAAGGAUGCCGAAGAUGUGUUUGACAACAGCAAGGGUACUAGAAAGAUUGAGGCCCUUUGUUUUGACAAGUCUGAUAGGGGAAGAAGUUAUACGGCUGAACAAUUUAAAGAGCUGGCCAACUUGAGGUUCAUUCAAAUGAAAGGUGGGAAUUUCACUGGAGAUUUCCAUAACUUGCUUCCUCAAUUAAUAUGGCUCCAAUGGCAGUUUUGUCCAUCAGAUUUCGCAGCGGCCAACUUUCAUCCGAAGAAAUUAGUCGUGCUCGAUCUAUCGCAUAGCGACAUUUCAGAGAACUGGGGAGGAUGGGGUCCACUAAAGUUUCAAGGAGAAACAGAAACUCUGUCACAGUGGCUUGUGUUCUUGGAGAUUUUGAUUCUUAAAGAAUGUAUGAGGCUGGAAGAGAUUCAUUCUUCUAUCGGAGACCUCAAGACCCUCGUCUCCUUGAAUGUCGGGGGUUGUCGUAAAUUGAAGGAGCUACCGGUUGGAGUAGGUAAAAUGGAAAAUUUGAGGGAGCUUAUCUUAGAUGGUACUGCCAUACGAGAGAUUUCCAUUUCGAGAGGUUGUUUGACGAAGCUGGAGAAUCUAAGUGUUUGGCAUUGUGAAAAACUUGCUCAACUGCGGGAAUCUAUGGGCUCUCUUGUGUCGCUAACUCGGCUGAACUUAUCACAGUUAUGGAUUGAAGGAUUACCCGAAUCAAUUGGUUCUUUGAAAGAGCUCGAGACUCUUAAUGUCUCUGGUUGUAAAUCGUUGGCCCGCAUACCCGGCUCCAUAGGACAUCUAGCAUCUCUUUCUGUCCUUGACCUAAGAGAUUGUGGUAAACUUGCUCAACUUCCGGUCUCCCUAUGCUCCCUCACGUCUUUGAUCGAAUUGAAUUUAGCAUGGGCAGCAAUUGCGGAAUUGCCCGAAAGCAUUGUGAAUCUGCAGAAUUUGAGGAUUUUGGACAUUAGUGGGACCCACAUAACAGAAUUGCCUCGUGACAUUGGAAUGUUGGCGAAACUCCAAGUGUUGAGAGCUUGGGGAUGCAAAAAUCUGGAAGGACUGCCCGAUAAUAUAGCCCAACCGACUUCGCUCAAGUAUCUCGACUUAGACAAGUCGGGCAUCUCGGGCUUGCCGUAA
Messenger RNA from Rhodamnia argentea, 2870 nucleotides. RefSeq names its product disease resistance protein RUN1-like. Bases 309 to 2870 code for a protein of 853 amino acids. Gene Ontology annotation, biological process: signal transduction; defense response. The record is from RefSeq and is a predicted model, not a curated record. NCBI's taxonomy places the organism in Eukaryota, Viridiplantae, Streptophyta, Magnoliopsida, Myrtales, Myrtaceae. Gene Ontology annotation, molecular function: ADP binding. The transcript has 6 exons.